AUGGUUACUUUGUCAAUAACUAUCGAAUUCUAUACUUGGAUUUCAACCUUCACCUGGAUAUCGAUCAAUAUCUACUUAGUAGAACCACUGUAUCUCAUGAUAAAAACCCUGGCCGCUCUAGAUCCUAUAGCCAAUUUAGUUCAAGUAAAAUAUCGUCUAGAAGUAAUUGGUGAUUUAUUGGAGUACUAUUAUUAUCACGAUGAUAAUAAUCCUCAAGUGAUCAAAGAUGUCACAGUUGAAAGAGUUUGGAUUUCACAAGAAGUAAGGAAGUCAAAACAUCGCGAUCCCUCCCGGAGAGCUUCAGUCAAUUGUCGCGACAUAAUAAAUCAUCUAAGUAAAUGUUACAUGUUACUUAUCGAUCAAUCUGAUUUUAUAAACUUAAAGUAUGGAAUCAGGGCAUUAUUCAAUACUUCAAAUAAUUUACUUUUUUUGGCGUCGUUGGUAAGGAUUUUCAUUUACACGAUUAUAUUAUUUUGUGAGGUCCAUCAAUGUGAACAAACCUACAGACAAAUAGAAAGAAUCAUCCGAUUGAUCGAUCAACUGUUGAUAAGCAAGAAGAUUGGUAAAGGUUUUAUUUAACUUGACUUUUACGUCCUUAAUAAUUGGUUUGUCCUUUUAUACUGUAUACUAUUUCAUUCAUUUAUUGGUUUCAUCAUUCAUCAUAUAUAUUUUGCUAAUUUAUACAGUAUUGGGGUUUUAUUUCUUUAGAUAUUUUAUUAAUGUAAUGUAAUAUUACAGGUAAAGUAACACGGGAGACGCUUACAGAAUUCAAAGAUGUGAUUUCAUCGAGACCUCUCAAUUACCACGCUGUGAAUUUUU
Molecule: messenger RNA, 819 nt
Organism: Melitaea cinxia (Glanville fritillary)
Lineage: Eukaryota; Metazoa; Arthropoda; Insecta; Lepidoptera; Nymphalidae
Exons: 2
Coding region: 1-579 (192 amino acids)
Source: RefSeq, a predicted model, not a curated record